GCCAUGCUGUCUGUACACACGGGUCUGUUUGCUCACAAGACACAACAGACAAGUGUGCUGUAAUGAAUCAAUACCUGAUGUUGGUCACAUGAGUGCGAAUAGGUGCAGACACACGGUGUUUGACCUCCGACCUUGCUUAAAUAAUUAGCUGCAGGUAGGCUGUGAGUGAUUCAUUUUUAUUAAUAGGUGCAUAUCUGGACAGCCCCGUGAAAAUAGCUGACGAUAUGACUGUGCACCGAAACGACACAGCCGUAAGAUAAAUAUUCAAGUGUGUUCAUUGUUGCGUGAAAAGUAGACAUCUGGAUGUUUGCGUUGGGAUACGUAUUGUCCAGGUUGUCUUCUAAUGUAGUUCCGACAGUUAACCAGCUGUUUGGUUGCUUGGGAGUUGUUGGGUUUUUUUGUUCUUUCUGGAUGGUUUAGUUGUUAGGAGGUUAAUUUCAGCUGAAAUUACUUUUUUUCGUUCUUUUUUUGUGUGUCGAUGAAUCCUGAAAUGUAAAUUUAAGGCUUAUGACUUUCUUGUGAAGUGACUUCAUCUUCGUCCAUGCUUGAUUGGUUACACGUACUUGUAGCUUUGUGGAUUCAGAAAGUGAAAUUAUUCUUUGGAUUUUAACUACUAGAAGAGCUCUGCCAAACUAUUCUUUCAACUUAUGUUUAUUUAUUCAAACAUAGUUUUAAAGUGACUUCAUUUUUUUGGUCUGUGCUUGAGGGUUUCAUGUAGCUGACAUUGUGUGGAUUUAAACAGCGAAAUUAUUCUUAGGAUUUCACUAGAAGCUGCCAAACUAUUCUUGAGCUGUGUUUAUUUAAGACUUUUUUUCCUUUUCUGAUUUAUAAAACCAAAACAACCAAAACAACCAAAAACGUAUAAUGGACUAAAGACGUUAUUUUUCUUCGAAUGCAAACUUUGUUGGACAUAGGAGUUAUUCUGUGGACAUGAAUGUUGUGGAGACUAAGACUAUGGGAGAUAACUCUGUGUUGAUGGAUGACCAGCGUAUUGGUGUUGAUGAUGGUGAUGAUGAUGAUGAUGAUGAUGUUGAUAAUUAUAAACUUGUGAUGAGCGACGCCGAGAACUAUCACUCGUAUUUACAGCUGGUGCACACCACGUCAGUGGAAUGUGACGAAGGAGAAGAAGAAGAAGAUUGCAAAAUGUUUGCACGUGAAAAUGGUUAUGAGGAUGAAGCCAUGGCGUCACUGCCACAGCAACCGACUGGACCGCCGAACAUGACCCCGGAGGAGGCGCUGGAGUAUGAAAACCAGAUGUUGAAGUGGAGGGAAGAACUGCUAAAGGUGGAACAGGAAAUCAGCACCCUGCGUCAGGUUCUUGGGGCGAAGGUUCGCACGGCGACGGAGCUGAAGCGGAAACUCGGCAUCACGCCCUUCCAGGAGCUCAAGUCUGACCUGCAGACCGGCAUCCAACAACUCAAGUCAUCAGACUCAUACCAGAAAACCAAUGAAAAAAUACAUCAGAUUAAUGACAAGAUUACACAUUCGACAGUGUAUCAGAAGACGAGCGCCGUUGUGAAAACGGCCGGAGAGAAAACAUCCGCGGCAUUGUCGACAUUCGGCUCAUCCAUGUCUAAGAAGCUGGGAGAUCUCAGAAAUUCCCAGACCUUCAAGUCUCUUGAGGAGAAGGUGGAGAACACAUAUUCAAGUGUCAAGUCGUCUCGGUCUAUAGAGAGUCUGAAGGCGAAGGUGUCUGGGAGUCAGUCGACCGGGAAUAUCCACGAGACGCUGACCGAGGAGGACGGCUCAAAGACGGAGAUGGGGACGUUGUCGCAUGACCCCACGGCACCACUUCCUGAAGACAAAGUGCCUCUCUGAAACCACGGCAACACUGCCGACUCCGUGACUCACAGCUGGGACACACCGCCAGUGUCACACUGAGAUCUUGUACAGCAUCUUAAACGUUAUGUACUCUCUCUUUUAUAAUUAUAUGUUAAGUAGGGAUACCCUCUGCCGUUCGCCAACUUUGCCAAUUUGCGAAUUUAACAAAAACACAGCAAUUGGCAAAUUUUAUUAUUAUUUUAAUUUGGCAAAAUUAUUUCAUGUAAUGAUUGGUAUUUUGUUUGAAGAUAGAUAACUGUGGGUUUGAGCAAUUUUGUGAAGUUUAAUAGAUAAUUCGGCGAAAUGUUUUGGUCACAGAAUUAUCCCUUAUAAAGUUAUAUUUGUAACAGCACUCUCGGAAGAACAGAUGGAGUAACUAAAAGUACAAGGAACAGGUUUUUUUUUCUUUUUAAUAUAAUUAAAUUUCUAUCACAUUCAUUACAAUAUAAUGUCAUCCCAUUGGUCCAGAUGUAGAAACGGGAGUUUGUUCAUUUCUUGAUGAA
This is a messenger RNA of Gigantopelta aegis, 2324 nucleotides long. RefSeq names its product tumor protein D54-like. The record is from RefSeq and is a predicted model, not a curated record. Gene Ontology annotation, cellular component: cytoplasm. The transcript has 9 exons. Lineage: Eukaryota; Metazoa; Mollusca; Gastropoda; Neomphalida; Peltospiridae. The coding region runs from base 931 to 1818 and encodes 295 amino acids.